This is a messenger RNA of Varroa destructor (honeybee mite), 2298 nucleotides long. RefSeq names its product leucine-rich repeat-containing protein 20-like. The record is from RefSeq and is a predicted model, not a curated record. Lineage: Eukaryota; Metazoa; Arthropoda; Arachnida; Mesostigmata; Varroidae. Gene Ontology annotation, cellular component: cytoplasm. Gene Ontology annotation, molecular function: protein binding.
CCACCACUGGUAUCCGAUCACGCAGACCAAACUUGCUGGUCACGCUACUCACCAGUCGGGCUCUUUACCUUCUAGCACUGCUACUGUUGAAUCAAAGAUCUUCCUUACUUCUUUUGCAGGCCACUGUCGCAACUCGCGGCGCUCAGCCACAACUACGUUGAGCGCAUUGGAAAGAAGCAAACGAGCCGAGCGAAAACUGUGUUUGACUCUAUUUGACAAUCAAUGACUAGUAGUUUCUUGUAGUUACUCACCCGAGCUAGCGUGUGAAACUAGCAACAAUAAUCCGACAAAAACGGGGUUUUAACAAAAGUUAUCGCUUCAAGGAAUUCCGAACGUAUUCUGCGCAUCUAAACGCGCAAACCUCGUUGCAAUCAGCCAGGACAAUACAAGUUCCUUCAACUCGUCUUAUCUGAAAGUGUACAGUGGUCCAAAAAGUUUAUCCAGCUUUGGUGACUUUUCGGUAUCAGAGUAUCGGGAAUUGUUCGAACAGUCGGAAAUCAGUGAGAGGGACACAGGCCAAGAUGAGCUGCGGGAUGCUGAUUACGCAACGUCGUCCUGAUGACGUUGUUGGCGUGGCUGGAAGGGGCGUAGUUAAAGUUGUACAUAGAUGUUCUAAUGCGGCAGAAAAUCAAAAGCUUGACUUGUCGGACUGCUCACUGAUGUCUUUCCCUGAUGCAGUCUACCACCUGCUUAGACAUACCGUCGUUCUUCACUGCAACCUCUCUGAAAAUGUUCUACGCAAAAUUCCUCCGAAGCUGGCGCGCAAAUUCAGCGAAAUUACACAUCUUAACCUGGCGCACAAUAGGUUGGCAAGUUUACCCGAUGAGCUCUCUGAACUUCCUCACCUCGAGUUUUUAGACGUUUCUAGCAACGAUCUUAUGUCCGUGCCGUGGGUUAUCUUCCGCAUGAAACAGCUCCGUAUUCUUAAUCUUGGCGGAAAUCAUAUCGUUGAUAUCGAAACUGAGUUGCUGAGAAAUCUACAUGCUGACUGCGAGAUCCACCUGGAAAAUAAUCCGUUGUCAGAACGAAGCUGUCAAGAUCUCGAGAAACUAGUCCGUAACAAUCGACGGAAAAUCACGUUUUCACCGUUUCGAGAGCUUCCAUUUUGAAAUGACCUUCAACCCCCCCUUCUCGCCGCUUUUGGAAUGAUACAAUGGCAACGAAUGAUAAAAUACGCAUGCAGCAUGUUAAGUCGAUGACAAGUGAACAAACUGUAUGAUUCCAAGGACAUCUUUUGCUUUUCAACAGCGCAAAAAAUGCAAAAUUUGAGACACGGCAUUUUUUUCGAUAAUUUUCAUUCGUUGAAUUCGAUCAUUUUUUUGUCCAGGCCAUUACUUGAAACGGGACGUGGUAUAUAGAUGCGCGAUUAUCCAAAAUCGCUUUGAACAAAGUCAAAAUAUGUGGUCAAAAUUCGAAAAACACUUACUAGAUGAUGACUGUAGACAGGUUCAUGCAUAUCAACUACUAUGAAAAUUAGCACGGCUGUUAAAACAGCGCGUCUAUCAAUGGCAAGUGCUUGAGAAUGCGAAGCAAGCGAGGUUUAAUAUGAUGCCAUCCAAACAGACAGCGCUACUCACCGACAAAACAUGGCGCCAAAAGUGGACACGUGACGCCGAUGUGCAUAAGUUUGACGCUUGCAUCUUGCGGCCUUUGUAUAAACGACAUAUAUUGUAUGUAGUAAUAAUAUUUAUAUCAAUAUGCUGGCUUCCUGUGCAAUAUUAUGCCGUUUGAUAUCCAUAUUUGCCGGCAUAUGAGGCUGCGCUGAAAUGAGAACGUAUAUUUUUAUAUUUUUAUCUACGGGCGUUAGUUCUAAUAAAGCUUCUUCCUAGGAAAAACCUAGGGCGGAAAAUGUGCGCAGAAUGAGAAAACUAUUUAAUUACAGGGACAUUGCAUUACGCAGGCUUAAGAGCACAGGCAGAUGCGAGGUUAGAAGAAGUGUCUGAAAAAAUGCAACCUCACAAGCCAAACGUUAACACGGUGGAGCAGCAGAAUAGGGAUCGCUUGUAAUGGAAGCCAUUUAUUCUAGUGAAAUGGAUAGCAUGCGCCAUUUGAAGUUUGAAGCCAUUUAUUUAACGUUAGCAUAUCAGCGACCAUGAGGAGUAUCAGUCUAAAAGAUAUUAAGAGUGAUCUAUCACAACAUAUUUCGUCUUCUUGGACUGGCUUCAAGAUUUUAAUAACUCACUUAGUUUAUGAUUGUAAUUUACAGGCUUAUUACACCGGGUGCAGAGAGUGUGAAAAAAUUGGAAAGCACUGCCGGCAUGCAGUGGUUUGGUUGUUUCCCUAUCGUGGCAGACGUCU